Messenger RNA from Mycetomoellerius zeteki, 2491 nucleotides. RefSeq names its product islet cell autoantigen 1-like protein (gene ICA69). NCBI's taxonomy places the organism in Eukaryota, Metazoa, Arthropoda, Insecta, Hymenoptera, Formicidae. The transcript is spliced from 6 exons. Gene Ontology annotation, molecular function: protein domain specific binding. Gene Ontology annotation, biological process: regulation of transport. Bases 684 to 2240 code for a protein of 518 amino acids. The record is from RefSeq and is a predicted model, not a curated record. Gene Ontology annotation, cellular component: Golgi apparatus.
CGAUAAUAACGAUCAAUUUAUCCUCUUUCUUAUCGUGACGUCGGCCGACCAAUCACGAGCAUCGCGUCGCCAAUUGGUUGACGGCUGAUGAUCGCUCAUACGUGAUAAACUAGCCUUCGUGGCUUUCCUUUCCCGUCCGAGCUGUCAAGCACCGUCGAGUGGGAAAACGCUCCGAUUUUCGUUCCGAUUGUUAGCGUAUCGCACUACGAAUGCAAUCGCGCGUGGAACGACGCGCGCGUGCACUAUGUGAUUCCGCGGACGAGCAACGGUGUAGUACGCACGCACGGCGACCUGGAGCCCUACACUCCGCGGUUGUAAACAUUAACGUGUAAUCCACACGCGCGCGCGUCGUGGCGUACCAGCGGGUCUUCCGUUAUGAAUGCUUAGUAAGUAUCUCCUUCGUUCUUUUCUCGACCACGUCCGAAUCCCGCCGUCGUCGUAGCUCGAGCUGUCGUCGGUCUCGCCGACGAGGCGGGACGAGAACUCGAGAAGAGGACACGGCGACCACGCCGUUAUCAGUCUAAGUUCAUAUCCAACUAUACUGAAUCAAUAUGGUAGUUUGCAUCUCUUCGUGUUAUUAAUAGAUAUCGCGCAAAAUUGAUUAUUUAACUUCUCCGUAAGCUUUUAACAGAGGUGCGUCGGGCAUAUCAGGGAAUGCCUUUGAUUGCUGGGUUCAAAAGUCUAUGCAUGACGACUCUGCCAUCAUAAAAAUGCAAUACCAGUUCUGGGUGAGAAAGCAGGCUUUGUCCCAAAAAUUAGGGAAGAAGGAGGAUGAGUGUAUAGUUGCUUCGGAUGCUGAGUUGGACGCAAAGCUAGAAUUGUUCCGCAGUAUCCAAGAUUCCUGUUCCUACUUACAAAGAGUUAUUGAUAGAUACCAAGAAAGAUUAUGCAAUUUAGCCCAGGAAGAAAAUGGAAUGGGACGUUUCUUGAAAGAUGCCGGAAAGCAAGACAAAACUCGCGCCGGCAAGAUGAUGUCAGCAGUUGGCAAAUCCUUGUCUUACUCUGGUCAGCAGAGGCUUGCUUUGAGAACUCCUUUGGGUCGAUUGUAUCAAGAAGUGGAAACAUUUAGGCAAAGAGCUAUUGAAGAUACAUUGCAAAAUGUGCAAGCGAUGGAAAAGGCCCGUACGGAGUACCGAGCUGCUCUGUCAUGGAUGAAAAAUAUUUCUCCCGAUUUAGAUCCAGAUACGUCCAAACAACUGGAAAAAUAUAAAAAAGUUCAAGCACGUGUUAAGCAGGGCAAAAUAGUUUUUGACAAUCUAGCCCUUGACUGUCUUCAGAAGGUUGAUUUGUUAGCGGCGGCAAGAUGUAACAUGUUCAGUCAUGCCUUAGUUUUAUACCAAACUACACUCCUGAAUUUCACAAAGAAAUCUGCACAAGCAUAUUCCACAAUAGCCAACAGCUUCAAAGGCUAUCAACGUUAUGACUUCACAGUUGUGCGAGAACUGGCUGAAACCUCCAGUAAAUUGGCGCAGGAAACUGGUGGUGAUGACGAUUUAGAGGAGAAGGAUAAAUUACCAUUUUUCGACAUGGACUAUCACGAUGACGUUGAGGAGGCUCAAGAGGCUACCGCAAAUUCAGAAAGCACGUCGGAGAAAAAUAAAAAAGACGAAAAGCUCUUGGACAUAGAAAAUGAGUCAAAGGAUACGCUGAUACAUUUGGAUACGAGUACAAAUUCUUCGAAAAACGGAAUCGUGCAUAGUACCAACGAUACAGACAAAAGUCUCGAAGAGUUCUUUGGAAAUCUUAUCCUGGAAAAAGAUGCGUCCAAUAGUACUAAACAAUCGGUUAAUAAAACCGAGAAAACCAACACUGUAUUAAGGAAAAGCUCCGAGGAACAGAAAUCAGUAAUGGACUUAUUUGAAAAGUGCAAUACAGAUUUUAAUUUGACUGAUUUGUCUCCCUUGUCGUCGGAGGCUCGACAACAGCAAUCGUUGAAUUUAUUGGCCUCCGAAAGCGCAGCGCUUUUCGACGAAAUCCUGAAUGACAAACAAUGCACGAACAGUGACUGGGAAGGCAUAUCACAUGAUACUUUCCUACCGCCAAGCAUUUUGAAACAGAGUCUAGGAGAUGCGGCACUAGGUAUGGGACAGAAGAAUACCAUUAGUAACACGGACGAUAAAAAAAAGAAUAAGACUGGAAAGCAGAAAGGUAACUCGUGGUUGGAUUUAUUCGCAGAAUUGGAUCCAUUGGCUAACAAUCCAAUGGAGAAUCUUUCCGGUGAUAGCAAUGCUUCUGCUUAAUUCACAAUGUAUUUUAAUAAUCUCGCCCUGUUACUUGAUAUUUGUAACAAUAAGGAAAACUGAUCAAACUCUAUCAAUUGUUAUCAAUGUGUGAUACGGUGAACGUAUAGCUCACGAUAUUUUCACUUCAUAUGUUUGUAUCAGUAAUUACCACUUUCUAAACUUUUAAAUUUAACACUCCAAAUUUAUUUUUAAUGAAAUCGUCAUAUAAGAAUCAAAACCAUUGAAUUACAUAAUUUUUCAUAUAAGCU